This is a messenger RNA of Macrosiphum euphorbiae (potato aphid), 2673 nucleotides long. The record is from the annotation of a GenBank genome assembly. Lineage: Eukaryota; Metazoa; Arthropoda; Insecta; Hemiptera; Aphididae.
AUGUAUUGUUGGGGCAAUACUAUCAACGGGGAACUCGGUCUGGGUGGUAUUGAGGAAAACUAUAUCCUCAGUCCAGAAGAGAUAGUCAAUUUUGAAAGCAUAAAUAACAUUAAAUCAGUGGCUUGUGGAAAUAAUCAUACACUUGCCGUAACUGAAGAUGGACAAUUAUAUGCUUGUGGUAGUAACGAUUUUGGUCAACUGGGACAUGAUGGAUGUCGGACAAAACUACAAAAAAUUCCUGGGGUUGAAUCGUUAGUGAUGACAAGUGUUGCAUGCGGAGAAGCUCAUUCAAUGGCACUUAAUGAAUGGGGACAGUUAUACACUUGGGGUUCUGACGCCUGUGGACAAUUAGGACUUGAAACUGAUGAAGGGAUUCAAUAUAAACCAAAAAUCGUCAAAACAUUAGCCAGUAUGCUAUUAGUUCAAAUUAGUUGUGGAUAUAAACAUUGUAUGGCUCUAACAAACCAUGGAGAGUUGUACACUUGGGGCUCAAAUGAAUUUGGACAGUUAGGUCUUGGACUUGGCCCUGGUAAUGUGUCAAAACCAACAUUGGUUACUUCACUGGUUGGCUUACCUAUUUCAUUUAUUGCCUGUGGUGGAUAUCAUAGUUUUGUUGUAUCAAAAUCAGGUGCUGUGUUUGGUUGGGGAAAAAAUGAUUUUGGACAACUAGGGAUAAACAGUCAAACUAGCUUAUCAUCACCUACACAACUGAAAACAAUACGAACUGUCAAAGUAAAAUAUAUUGCUGGGGGAGAGGAUUUCUCAGUAUUCUUGACAUAUGAUGGUGGAGUUUUUACAUGUGGUGCUGGUAUGUAUGGUCAAUUAGGACAUGGUUCAUUUUCAAACGAAAUUGUUCCAAGAAAAGUGCUAGAACUCAUGGGAAGUACUGUGACUCAAGUUACAUGUGGACGGAGACAUACUUUGACUUUAGUACCUUCAAAGGGUCGAGUCUAUUCAUUUGGACUUGGUAGUGUUGGCCAGUUGGGUACAAAAUCAUCUAUUAACUCAAAUACACCACAAUUAGUGUUAGGACCUUGGCUAUCUCCGUCUGGAACAUCUAUGAUAGAAACAAAUAAGCAAUAUGUUGUUAAAAGUAUUUAUGCGGGAGGUGAUCAAUGUUUUGUUAGAGUUACUCAUAAAUCGCUCGAUAUAUAUCCAGAUGAUUAUCGAAUUAUUCAAGAAAGUUCUCAAAUUUGGACUGUAAAGCUUUCAGAUGUGAUAAAUUUAUCAACCAUCCUACCAGAAAAUCCUGUUGACCAAGAAAGAAUGUCGUUUGUAGAAAUAGUGAUGAGCAGUUUGUCAUGUUUAAAUGGCUCAUUUUUAAUGUUGAAUGAUAUUCAUUACACUUGUACAGAAAAUAAUCAUGGUAUAGAUUUUGAUCUCGCUGCACUAUGUUUUGACGCCAUAAGUCAUGUACGCAAUACUUCAUUGAGUGAUUUAAUAUUAACAUCAUUAGCCAGUGCAGUUGAUUCUUUAUCAUUGCCUUCUCCUGAUGUAGAGUCAUUGAGGUUUUAUUUAACCUUACCUAUGUACCACGAGUUUAAGAAUAUUACAAAUGCUACCAUACUUCAAGUGCCUUAUGCUGAAGCAUUACUUAAUCUGAGUAGCAUAGAUUCAAAUACUAUUGAGUUUUGGAUUUCUUCAAUGCCGGUUGUGUAUUUUAAUACCUUAUUAAUGGUGUAUAAAAAUGUAUUUAUUGAUCAAUUGAACACCAAUACAAAUUCUACUGAACAAAAAUGUUGGGAUAAAGCAUUGGUAGUGGCUGCUUCAAUGUUAGCUAAAUUAAAUAAACUUAAUUCCAAUUUAAACGGGCAUCAAGUGAAGAAAGGCCAAUUGAAAGUGCCAUACACCUCAUUUUAUAUUCCACAAUUAUCUGAUAAGAUAGAUAUACCUUCUGAUUACAUGAAGUGGAUACGUGCCGAUAAUAACGGAAUUAAAUAUCAAGAUUUUUAUUUUUGUAACUAUCCUUUUCUGUUCAAUGCUGAAGCUAAAACAAUACUUUUACAAGUUGAUCAGAAAGUACAGAUGCAACAAGCAAUGCAAGCUGCAGCAACAAGAGCAUUUACGCAAAUGCUAUUUUUGGACGUGAAUCAGCCUAAUUUAGCAAAUCAAUUUAUUGAGCUUAAUGUCUCACGGAAUAACUUAGUUGUAGAUACAAUACGUGAAUUGUCUCUUUAUACUCAACAUGAUUAUAAAAAACCUUUGAAAGUAAAAUUUAUUGAUGAAGAAGCUGAGGAUGCUGGAGGAGUAAGAAAAGAAUUUUUUAUACUUUUGAUUAAAGAGAUUUUAGAUCCAAAAUUUGGUAUGUUUGUAAAUUAUGAAGAUACAAACAUGAUAUGGUUUAAUGACUCUUCCUUUGAAGAUGUUACAAUGUAUUAUCUUAUUGGUUUGAUGUGUGGCUUAGCGAUUUAUAAUUUUAUUAUCAUAGACUUACCAUUUCCUGUAGCAUUGUAUAAAAAACUACUUAACGAACCUAUUACCCUUCAAGAUUUUAAAGAUCUGGAUCCAAUGGUGGGUAUAAGCUUUGAAGAAUUAUUGGCUUAUAGUAAACCUGAUCUUGAUGAAGUAUUUAAUCUCACUUUUGAAAUCACUAGAGAAGUUUAUGGAGAAAUUCAAACAAUUCCAUUGAAACCAGAUGGGGCUAAUAUAAUAGUUGAUCAAAAUAAUAAGUAA